AUCACAGCAAAUCAAAAUUUGAUAUGGACUUCUAUCCAAGAUUACCGUAUGGUAGCUACAAAAAGUUGUAUGGACAGUUCUACAAUCCACCGUAUCACACAUACCCUUGCAGCCAGGGUGUUAGAGGAUAUGAAAAACCACCUGUACCCUUGUACCCAGUAACGCCUAUCUACCCGAUGAAGGAGAAGAGGUUGGUGAUCAAGGAGGCAAAGAAGAUAUAUCACUUUACAACCGGUGAUGUAGACGCAGUAUUGUAUGGUUACUUGAGAGACGAGAGUAAUGUCAUCCCACAGUUACAUUCGCUAUCUGGUGUGCGUUUUGAAAACCAUAAUCCUUCGGAUACUCUGCAGCCAAUUACAAAAGGCAAACUAUGCACAACCCGUAUUCCUCACCCGGAAUUACCAAAUUCAUAUACCAUACCUCUCAUUUUAGAUCAAAAUUCAAAACAUUUUUCCCUUUUUUUAGGCGUGUUCACCAAUGAAGUUAUUUCUAAAGGAACAAGAUUCGGACCAUACGCAGGUUCUAUAGUCAACCCACAUGAUAUCGAGAACGCCAAGAUGGGUCAUCCUCAGAGUUGGGAGGUAUUUAAUGGUGGCAAGCUGAGUCAUUUUAUUAACGGAUCCAGUAAUCCUCACAACUGGAUGAAAUUAGUGAACAACGCCAGAUACAGCAGUGAACAGAAUCUCGCCCUGGUGCAAAACCGGUUAGACUUAUAUUAUGAAGUGAUAGAAGAUAUAAAACCGGGUCAAGAAUUGCUAGUGUGGUAUGGUGAUGAAUAUGUCAAGUAUAUGGAGCUACCAAUGUCUCUCAACGAACGUGGUACAGCCCCCUUAACACCCAGUCCACCUACGCAACCGGCUGCAGUGGGCAGUUUUCCGUGUAAAAGAUGUGGAAAGAUAUUCUCCUACGAAUACUAUCGCGAGAAGCAUUUAAAAUACACCCGAUGUGUCGACAUGGGCGACAGAAAAUACCCAUGCCAUCUUUGUCAGCGUUCAUUUGAGAAGAAGGAUCGCCUUCGUAUACAUAUUUUGCACGUACAUCAAAAAUACCGACCGCAUGUUUGCAAAAUAUGUGGUAAAAGAUUCUCCCAGUCGAGCAGUUUAAAUAAACAUUCGCGUGUUCAUACUGGAGAACGACCAUACUCGUGCCCACAUUGUCCGAAAUCCUUCACAGCUUCGUCCAUUUUGCGGACACAUCUUCGCCAACACAACGGAGAACGCCCUUUCAAAUGUAAAUUUUGUGGUAAAGCAUUUGCGUCACAUGCUGCACAUGACAGUCACGUGAGACGUACUCAUGAUAAACUGAAAAUCUGCUCAUGCAGAAUUUGCGGGAAAACAUUCUCCAUGGAAUUCGAACUAAAGUUUCAUUUAAGCACGCACACCACCGCAGAGAUUGCAAAUCUUGAAGACGACAGCAAUAACAACACGCCUUAUUUGGAUGGGAACAAUAAGAAGAGAACUUUAUCAGAAAAAAGCGACAGUUCGCUUAUUAUAGAUGUUUAAAAUAAAUGCUGCCUGUUGCAAAUUUUUUUGGAUUGUUUAUUUUUUGUUGGUUUGUGUAUUUAUUAAAUUAUGCAUUGAUUUAUUUAUUAAUUAUUUAAUUUAUUUACUGGUUAAUGGAAAUGAUUGUUAUUAUUGAGAUAAAGUAUUCUUAACUCAUGUCCUGCUAUAUUUUAUGUUGUUCGUAAAAAAGCGGUGAC
Hydractinia symbiolongicarpus is the source of this 1699-nucleotide messenger RNA. Its product is annotated as PR domain zinc finger protein 14-like. Gene Ontology annotation, cellular component: nucleus. Gene Ontology annotation, molecular function: protein binding; RNA polymerase II transcription regulatory region sequence-specific DNA binding. The transcript has 5 exons. The coding region runs from base 24 to 1502 and encodes 492 amino acids. Gene Ontology annotation, biological process: regulation of transcription by RNA polymerase II. The record is from RefSeq and is a predicted model, not a curated record. Lineage: Eukaryota; Metazoa; Cnidaria; Hydrozoa; Anthoathecata; Hydractiniidae.